AGGGCAAGCCAGGCCUGCCGCGCAGCCCGCCGCCAUGGAGCCCGCGCCUGCCGCACCGGGGCCUCGUCUGGGCGACUCGCGCGGCGCGGAGCGAGCGGCCGCGUCCUCUUCGCUGAACCCGACCGGGGCGGAGGCCCAGCCCCGGCGCCGCGCUCCCGCCGUGGCUGCCGUGUUGCCGGCGGGGGGGAGCGGGGAGAGGAUGGGCGUCCCCACCCCGAAGCAGUUCUGUCCCAUCCUGGAGAGGCCGCUCAUCAGCUACACCCUGCAGGCCUUGGAGAGAGUAUGUUGGAUAAAGGACAUUGUUGUAGCAGUAACUGGAGAGAACAUGGACACGAUGAAGGGUAUCAUUCAGAAGUACCAGCAUCAGCGCAUCUCCCUAGUUGAAGCUGGAGUGACCCGCCACAGGUCAAUUUUCAAUGGACUGAAAGCGCUGGCAGAGGACCAGCCUGACUCUAACCUCUCUAAGCCAGAAGUUGUGAUAAUCCAUGAUGCUGUGAGACCCUUUGUUGAGGAGGAUGUCCUUCUUAAAGUUGUCACAGCUGCUAAGGAACAUGGGGCAGCGGGAGCAAUUCGACCUCUUGUAUCUACUGUAAUCAGUCCAUCUGCUGAUGGUUGCUUAGACCAUUCACUAGAACGCGCCAGACACAGAGCAAGUGAAAUGCCACAGGCUUUUCUAUUUGAUGUGAUCUAUGAAGCGUAUCAGCAGUGUAGUGACUAUGACUUGGAAUUUGGAACUGAGUGUUUGCAGUUGGCUCUAAAAUAUGGUCACAUUAAUGCCAAACUUGUGGAGGGAUCUCCUGACCUCUGGAAGGUGACCUACAAACGAGAUCUGUAUGCAGCUGAAUCGAUUAUUAAGGAAAGAAUUUCACAAUACAUUUGCAUAGUAAUGGACACAAAAGAAGAUGAGAAUCAUGUAGGUCAUCAUCUUGAAGAAAUACUAAAAAACGAAUUAAAUCAUGUAAAAGUCACGUCUGGAGCUCUGUGUCCUCCUUGCAGAGAUCUUGAGCAAAUCAUCUUAGAGCAAUGCUACAACUAUGUUUGUGUGAAUGUUAUGUCCUUUGAUUUUGAGGAAACCCGGAGAUUACUGAACAUGCUUAAAGAGAGUAAUCUUUCUGUUUUAUAUCCCGUUGUUGUUAUUUCAGUAUAUUUUCUUGAUUAUAAAUCAGUACCUUUUGAUCAGAAAAUGGAAAACCUAAUGCAGAUUAGAGACUAUGCAAAGGAAGUGAAAAAAAGAAAUAUUUUAUUAUGCGGUCUUCUUAUAUAUUACCCACAGGAUGAGCAGAAGCUACAGGCAAGUUUAAGGCAAGGCGCCACGAUUAUUGCCACCUUAAUCAAAGAAAGAAAUUCUGGACUUGUUGGUCAGCUACUGGUAGCAUGAAGAGCACAGAGAAAAUUAUGUACUGGUGUUUUAGAAACAUUUACCUAGGUAUCUCUGUUGUGCUUCCCUCCCUAUUGUAUGUGGUAGAAUGUUUAAGUUGUCUUUUAUGUCUCACAAUUUGUAGGAUGUGAUGUUUGGGUUAUAGAAAUGAAUCAGUGUUUAUAUCUGUGAAAAAAAAUACUUUUGUGCAUGUCAAAUAUAAAUUAAUCAGAAAAUAUGCAAAUGGGAAGUAAUAACCUUCACGUAAUCUUUUGCAAAGGCAUGAAAAAUCAAAUAGAAAUCAUGAUGGAUGAGUGAAUCCUCCUAGGAAUGAGAAUUUAGAAAACUUCAACUAUGAUCUUACCUCUGUGUUAAUUAGUAAAUCACACUAUCAUGAAAUUAGUAAAAAAAAGAUUUAGAAGAUCUUUAAUUCUAAAAUUGUCCUCACUAGGUGAUAUUUGGACUUGUUUUGUAAUUUUCCACACCUUAAAAAAAUAAAUAAGAUAGCAGGGAACUCUAGUUCAGAUAGUUUCACUGUUGGCCUCACAUCACUCUAGAUCCAUAAAGGAGAUGUAAUUCCCUCCUGCUUUUCUGUUUUAAAGAGUAAGACUCUUAACCAACUGAGCCACCCAGGUGCCCUGAUACUGCUGCCUUUAAAAUCAAGUUCUUAUUCUUUCAAAUUUCCACUGGUAUAUACAUCUUAAAAGCAUAAAUGAUUUUCCCUUACAUUAAAUUUUGCAAAAAAAUAUAUAUGCAAUCAUUAGAGAUAAGUUUUAUUCUAUUUUUUUUAAAGAUUUUAUUUAUUUAUUUGACAGAUAGAGACAGUCAGCGAGAGAGGGAACACAAGCAGGGGGAGUG
Molecule: messenger RNA, 2215 nt
Organism: Ailuropoda melanoleuca (giant panda)
Lineage: Eukaryota; Metazoa; Chordata; Mammalia; Carnivora; Ursidae
Gene: CRPPA
Product: CDP-L-ribitol pyrophosphorylase A
Exons: 10
Coding region: 35-1378 (447 amino acids)
Biological process (GO): isoprenoid biosynthetic process; protein O-linked glycosylation via mannose
Cellular component (GO): cytosol
Molecular function (GO): D-ribitol-5-phosphate cytidylyltransferase activity
Source: RefSeq, a predicted model, not a curated record